Molecule: messenger RNA, 402 nt
Organism: Necator americanus (New World hookworm)
Lineage: Eukaryota; Metazoa; Nematoda; Chromadorea; Rhabditida; Ancylostomatidae
Exons: 1
Coding region: 1-402 (133 amino acids)
Source: RefSeq, a predicted model, not a curated record
AUGAACGCGUUUUACGAGGAGCUGGAGGAAGUAAUCCGCAACGAGAAGUCCUUCUACAAAUUCGUUGUCGGAGACUUCAACGCAAAACUAGGAAAGGCUACAGAAGAGGAAUACAGGAUUGGAAGAUUUGGACUAGGGGACCGGAAUGAAAAUGGCAAUCGUCUCGCGGGGCUGUUGUCGACUCGUGCGGAGAUCGACCACAUACUCAGCAACCGGAGGUGGUGUCUACUUGAUGUCUCAGUAGUACCAUCCUUUUGUAGUGGUUCUGAUCAUCGUCUCCUUCGUGCGAAAACACGACUUAGCCACACGAUGGAAAAGAACAUCUGCUAUCGGCAACGAAGGAGAAAAGAAGUCGUCUACGACGAUUGCGUACACGAGGACUCCUUGUCCCAAGGUGACUGA